AUGGUUCUCGUUGUUCGUUGCUUUCUCGAGUUUCGGGUGCAGGUGCAGUUUGUGAUGGUUGAGAUUCCGUAUAAAAGGCGACGAUUAAGUCCGUUUGCUCAAAAAUUUAGGAGUUGGAUUGUCGCUGACAAAGACGAAAGACGUGCGAAAGAUAAAGACGAAAGACGUAAGAAAGAUAAAGACGAAAGACAUGCGAAAGAUAAAGACGAAAGACUUGUGAAAGAUAGAGGCGAAAGACUUGCGAAAGAUAAAGACGAAAGACUUGUGAAAGAUAAAGACGAAAGACGUGCGAAAGAUAAAGACGAAAGACGUGCGAAAGAUAAAGACGAAAGACGUGCGAAAGAUAGAGGCGAAAGACUUGCGAAAGAUAGAGGCGAAGGGCUUGCGAAAGAUAAAGACGAAAGACUUGCGAAAGAUAAAGACGAAAGACUUGCGAAAGAUAAAGACGAAAGACGUGCGAAAGAUAAAGACGAAAGACUUGCGAAAGAUAAAGACGAAAGACGUGCGAAAGAUAAAGACGAAAGACGUGCGAAAGAUAGAGCGAAGGGCUUGCGAAAGAUAAAGACGAAAGACUUGCGAAAGAUAGAGGCGAAGGGCUUGCGAAAGAUAAAGACGAAAGACUUGCGAAAGAUAGAGGCGAAGGGCUUGCGAAAGAUAAAGACUCAUCUCAAAGGGCGUUUCGGUAAAGAUUAUGCCAUCAAUGGAAUUUUUAUUUGAAUGUAAAAUUAUGGUUUUUAUCCCGAAAGUGACAAAAGAAGGAAAAGUUAAGUUGACUUUGUUAGCAAAAUCAUCAAGUCGGCUUGUUUUUGAAAAGAAAAUGAACGUAAAUCUGAUGUUAUUUAACAAUCACUACUAUCUGGUUUUGAAAAAAAGAGUUUUAAUGGAUAAAUUGAGUUGUCUGGUAUGUGGGCAAAAUUUUACUCUUAUGAAAAAUCUAUUGAAACAUGAAAGUAGAAACAUUAAAAAAAUUACACGCGGUAAUACAGAUGUGACGUUAAUCAGUGUAACGGGUGUUGUGGAUGUUCAUGAACUGAUUAUAGAAACAGUGAAAGAUAUAUUUCAAAUACUCGACGACAUACUUAACAAACUCGAAACAAACGAUGAUGGCAUGAUGGAUCAUACAAAUAAUCAAAAUGAUUUAUAUUUCAAAAAAAAAUAUAGCAUGUUACGAUUUUGAAAGUUUGUUGAAAAAGACAACUUUGAGUGAAUUAAAAGAAAAAAGAUUGUAAAAUAUAAGGAAUGGCUUAUUUUCUGAAUCGGAAGAAAACGAUAGAAUGUGAACAGAAAUGGAAGAAAAUAAUUUUUUGAUAGAAAGAGAAGUAAUGGAGGAGUUAUACGAUGAAGAAUACACAUUUGAUGAUGAUGGAUUAACAAUACUUACAUCGAAAGAUUUUAAAGAAAAAAAACUUGAAUUAACUGUUGAAGGAAAAGAAUAUGUAUUCGAAAAUAUUCUGAUAUCAUAUGCUAUUUGUAGUAAUUUGGCAGAUGAAAAUAUAGAUUAUCGUGCGGGUGAUGAAAAUAGUUAUUCAACUAUAUUUCGCGUUUCAAAGGAUCCUUCUGACUUAAUAAACGACUUUGUAAAUGAUUUGUCAGAAUUGACUAGAUUAAAUGAAGAAGUGGAAUUUUCAAGGAAUAAAGAAAUAAUUCUAUAUAUAAAACUAUUUCGCGGAGAGAAUUAUAUGGAUUCAAUCUACUGCUGAAGAGUUGAACUAUUUACAAAUCAGUUGAACAUGAUGAUGAUUUUUUGAGUGCUAUUGAUGAUAACAAUGAUGAAGAAGAAAGGACUUAUUUGAAGGUUUUGUAAAAAUAAGUUCAGACUUGGAAGAUGUUGUUAAUAACGAUCGAUUAAUUACAAUGAGUCAAGAACAAGAAAUAAUGGAAAAAAUUGGAAAAGACGAGGAUACUUCAAUUGAAUGUUAUAGCCCACAAAUCAGACUUUUCAAACGAUUUUUGGAAUAUAUUUGCACUUUGACAAUUUUUGGAUUUAAUAGCAGUGGCCAUGAUAAAGAAUCUGAAUAAAGCUUUGAUAAAGAAAGAAUUGUUACAUACUUUGCAUGAAAAAGGAUUGGAUUUUACAAAUAUUGAGCAAAAAAACAGUCAAAAAUCUGAGGAGAAAGAUAUAUUUGUGAUAAAAAAACAAAGUAAAUAUAUUGAAUUGAUGAUUAAAGUUGAAGCGGAAAGAGUUAAAUUAUUGGUUGUUAUGCAAUUUCUAGCACCUGGAUUUAGUUUGAGAAAUUUUAUUCAAUCGUUUGCUUCAGAUUGUGAAAUGGGAACG
Molecule: messenger RNA, 2275 nt
Organism: Rhopilema esculentum
Lineage: Eukaryota; Metazoa; Cnidaria; Scyphozoa; Rhizostomeae; Rhizostomatidae
Source: RefSeq, a predicted model, not a curated record